CGUAUCUUAUCGGUUUCUCUGUGCUCCAUGUGGGUGAGUGGGAGGGGUGGGAUCCAUGACGGGAGGCACGGGAAUGUUUGGUUGAAGAGGUACCGGCCAGCGCUGGUUAGCUGGGUAUAUACAUUGGCGGUACGUAUUUCUAAUUUUGUCAGGUUUGGUGCUCGCAACCCAGGACAAAGAGGGGCAAAAGCAUUUUUCCUCGUUCCAUCAUCUCCCACCCGACCAGGCUUGCGACAAACAAACACCAUCAACCUAAUAAAACAACAACAAACCUCACCAACCGACCACCUGUCGCUUCGCUGACUGCGAUCUGACCCUCGCCGACUGCGAAUCGCCCUUGCGAAAGCCUUGCCGUCCACUAGCCGAGUCGAGCUUUCCCCCAAGACUCCGCGACAGUUUUGCCAACAUGUCGAGUGCCGAGGCUACGGACAAGCCGGCCGAGACCGUCCAGAAGGCCGAUGAGGCUGCCAAGCAGACCUCCGAGCCCGUCACCUCGGCCGCCGUCUUCUCCAUGUUUGGGGGUGGUGCAAAGAAGGAGAAGAAGGAGGAGGAAGACCGUGGCGAUGUUUCUGGCAGCGCCAAAGCCCAGCGGGAGGCCGCCGCCGCCGCCGCCGCCGUUGGCGGCGAUGAGGAAGACCAAGCCCCGGAGUCGCAGGACGUCCAUUUCGAGCCCGUGAUUCGCCUGACCGAGAAGGUCGAGGUGAAGACAAACGAGGAGUCUGAGGAACAGGUUUUCAAGAUGCGCGCCAAGCUCUUCAAGUUCGUUAGGGACACCAGUGAGUGGAAGGAGCGCGGUACCGGAGAUGUCCGGCUCCUCAAGCACCGCGAGAACGGAAAGACCCGUCUUGUCAUGCGCCGCGACAAGACCCUCAAAGUUUGCGCGAAUCACUACAUUGUCCCCGAAAUGAAGCUGUCACCCAACGUCGGUUCAGACCGGAGCUGGGUUUGGAACGCUGCCGCCGAUGUCGGCGAAGGCGAGCCCGAGGGUGUCACCCUGGCUAUCCGCUUCGCCAAUUCUGAGAAUGCCAACGCUUUCAAGGAUGCUUUCCUCCAGGCCCAGAAGGAAAACGAGGCCCUUUUCGGGGAGGCUCAGGGGGACUCCACUAGUGCCGAAGAGACGAAGGAGCACAAGAAGGAGGAGACGCCGGCCGAGGCAGCAUGAACCUCCACGGCGGAAGAGACGGAAAGAGCGCGGAAGAGAAAUGCAUCCCCAAAUGUCAUAGCAACGAUACACUCCAGUCUCUCGCUUCAACAAUGAACCGGUCAUGACCCUCUGGAGCCGCGGGCUCUGCCCUGGCAUAGAAAUCAGAGUUAGCGACUAUCGUCACAGUGGUUAGCCGUGAUUCACAUUCUACUCGCACCUGGGCCGGCUUUUCUACUUCGUUCCCUCUCCGCCCUUGGUGGACCCAGAUAAAAAUUUGGAUGAUGGACUUGAAAACCGACCUGUGAGCUGAGCGAGAGGGCGACCAUGCCGACUGAACAAACAUAUGCACCCCCACAAGGUUACGCCAAUAUAUCUUCUACAGAUCCAAAGACAGCUUUGUAGUCAGACACCCGCACUGGGCGUCGUCGCCAGACCAACCGGACAGAGUCGCAAGCGCACCAAACAUGAGUGGUAACGGGUGGAAUAUAUACAGACCGGUGUUCCGUUCAACAGCCGGACCCAGGUUCUGGACAAAUAAACUGUAUUGUACCGGCAUGAGAUCAAAUGCUGGUGGCA
Molecule: messenger RNA, 1720 nt
Organism: Gaeumannomyces tritici R3-111a-1
Lineage: Eukaryota; Fungi; Ascomycota; Sordariomycetes; Magnaporthales; Magnaporthaceae
Product: ran-specific GTPase-activating protein 1
Exons: 6
Coding region: 407-1162 (251 amino acids)
Biological process (GO): nucleocytoplasmic transport
Cellular component (GO): cytoplasm; nuclear pore
Molecular function (GO): GTPase activator activity
Source: RefSeq, a predicted model, not a curated record